Gossypium arboreum is the source of this 1642-nucleotide messenger RNA. RefSeq names its product bifunctional nuclease 2. Gene Ontology annotation, molecular function: nuclease activity. Gene Ontology annotation, biological process: protein ubiquitination. Gene Ontology annotation, cellular component: VCB complex; nucleus. Bases 397 to 1377 code for a protein of 326 amino acids. Lineage: Eukaryota; Viridiplantae; Streptophyta; Magnoliopsida; Malvales; Malvaceae. The transcript is spliced from 11 exons. The record is from RefSeq and is a predicted model, not a curated record.
AGCGAAAAGAGUUUCGGAUGUUGAUAAAGGGCUUAGAUUCAAUGCCGUAGGGAGGGGGCGGUGUUUUAAUAAUAUCCAAAAGAAGAAAGAAAAAGAAAAUCUCAUUUAUAUUUUUGUCCAUCUCUCAUUUGCUUACUCUAUAAACUCUUUUCUCUUUCCAUCUUUCAUUCUCCGAUUUUCAUUCUAUUUAUUUCUUUUUCGAAGAAUUUAGAUCUUCGAAAAGCUUAUUCAUAUUCCACAUUCUAAUCAAUCAGGACCGUCCUUCAACUUCCGAAGAUUCUCCUGCUUCGCAAUACUCUUUGUUCUGAUCGUUGAUCGGCUUUUGAUUCUUUGAUCUUUGUAUAGUUAAUAUAGUUGCCUGUUUUGGAAACCUUUCCAGGUAGUGAUCGGAGAAAGAUGGUUUCGUUGCAAGGACCGGUGAUUUGCCCUUCCGUUCACAGCAAACAGGUUGGGGUUGACACGCUGAUGAUGAACAGGCCUUCUCCUUGGGCGAGGUUGCUUAGAAGUGAUAUAUGGGGACGUACAAGAGUGAUUGAUGAAAGGAAGUCUCAUAAACUGAAAAUACGAUAUUGCAAGACCAUUGUGCACUGUAGUUUCAGUUCAUCUUCAGAUGGGAGUGGAAGCAUGGCUGAGAGUUUCAAUGAGAAGGAUGAAGAUUAUGUUAAUUCCACUGUGGUUGAAGCUGAUCAUGUCAAGAGCGGACCUGAUGGAUUUAUGAUUAAAAUGAGGGAUGGUAGGCAUUUAAGAUGUAUUCAAAACAAUCCGCAAGCUGGAAAUCUGCCAGAUUAUGCACCGCAUCCUGCGAUUGUUCUGAAGAUGGAAGAUGGGACUGGUCUUCUUCUCCCAAUCAUUGUUUUGGAGAUGCCCAGUGUGUUGCUCAUGGCAGCAAUGAGCAAUGUCCAAAUUCCUAGACCUACAAUGUAUCAAGUUGUUAAGGACAUGAUUGAAAAGAUGGGCUACUCGGUAAAGCUUGUCAGAGUUACAAAAAGGGUGCAUGAGGCCUAUUUUGCUCAGUUGUACCUAACAAAGGUGGGUGAUGAAACAGAGUCUGUUAGUUUUGACCUUCGGCCUUCUGAUGCUAUCAACAUUGCUGUGAGAUGCAAGGUUCCUAUACAAGUGAAUAAGUACUUGGCAUAUAGUGAUGGAAUGCGAGUGAUUGAAUCAGGGAAGCUGUCCGUACAGUCCACAGCUUCAGAUGUUUUACCACAUGCCGAGCUGGACCAGCCAAGUGGUCAGCCUUGUCUCGAUUCAGAGGAGUUCAAAAUUGUCGGCGACUUAAAUGAGGCUAUUUCUCAGGAACGCUACAAGGAUGCUGCUGAUUUGAGAGACAAACUUGAUAAGUUCCGGGCAGCAAGGAACUUGAGGAAAUUCACGUGACAGUUGUUUAUGCUGGAGUUUUCAAGUGUAAAUAGCAGUUAUUGUUGAAGCUGACAUCUAUUGAUCCGGCGGCAAGCAAUUGUUUCUCAUCCUUUUUUAUUAAUUCAUAUCAAUUUAUAUGGAAUAGGAAAGUCCCGUGGAUAUAUAUGUAUAUAAAUAAUUUUUGUACAGAUAUAGUUAGAAUAUUGGUAACAAUUAUUAUUAUUAUUAUUAUUAUUAUUAUUAUAUGUUAAAGCACUUUGGUUUAUGAUGACGCUUAACAAAA